UUUAUUAUGGGUUUACAGAGCUAACCUUGCCAGAAACCAAAAUGGCCGCCAGACCUCGACUGUGGGCAAGAGCAUCUUCUGCUGUACCUCUCCAGGAUCACAUGCUCUUUGUUGGCACAUUGUUGGGAGUGGGUGAGGCGGAAGUAGGUAAGCAGCUUCCCAUUGUGGGCAAUAUGCACCCUCUAUGGACAAAGUGAAGGAGCUCUGGGUUAUAUUCUGAGCACUGUCAGUGGUGCUGGUGUUUGCCACCAUGUUGAAGUAUAUGUUAGUUAUAGUUUAUUGGUCAGGGAUUAGAACAUAGACAAAAAAAAUAAAUAAAUUGGGAAAUAUUUCCAUUUCAGCCUUUUAUCAGACAUGGCUUUUUUGGGUUUUGCAAUUCUCAAUUCAAUCCAAAAUGUUUCUUUGAAUGAACACAUUUUAGACAAUACCAGAAUUAACCCCAAAUAGCAGUUUUGGUGUACUUUUAUUUUGUUUGUUUGUUUUUUAGAUGUUUUUUAAAGAUUUUCAGUUAUGGGUUGGCAUCCUUCAAAAUAAGCAAAUAUGUAUUAGAAAGGUCUGAAUUCUAUACAAAGUGUAGACCCCCUGGCCACUAAUUAAAUAUCUGAAUUCUAUACAAAGUCUCAACCCCCUUCCCCCAUUAACACUGAAUAUCCCUCACUUGUGCAUAUCCAAAGAUAUAGCAACCCAUGCUUUUUGUAAGUGAAAUAGCAAAAGCAAAUACUGUGCAGUACAGUAAGUAGUGAAACCAUUAUGAAAACGUUUAAGCAGGACCUCCGUUUUAAAGGAGGCAUCCAAGCACCAUUAGAACUAUACCAUACCAUAUAAAUACAGUUUGACUAUCAGAUUGCUCCAGGGCACUCCUGGCACUAUAUCCACUACAAUGGGUUGCGAUUAUGGUGCUUGGAAUGUUUAACUGGUGCAUUAACAUUAUGACCCCCACUACCAUUGCAGGGGUGUUAGGGUGAAAGAAUCACAAUAGCGUUAGGAAUACAAAUAUGUUAUGAUGCUUGACGAAUGUCACAUGAUCGAAAGACACUAAUGCUCAUUAUUUGUACCAUUAUUCAACUUGUUUCUAUGCACAUGUACGCAGUUGUGGUUUAUGUAUGUGUUUUGUACUCAUCUGAACGACAAAAUAAAGAAUAAAAAAAAAAAAAAAAGGAAUACAAAUAUGUAUUCCUAAUGCUAUAGCGUCCUGACACCUACAUAAUUCCCUUAUGUUAGGGUUCGAAAGUUGAGUAUUACUUACUUUUCAGCCCUCGCUAUGCUGUUCUCCACAAUCGCGCUACUCACCACUGGAAAAGAUCAUCAGUGAAGAUGCCAUAAGCCAAUCCGGUCUUUCACAUUGGUAGGCUAGUGCACAUGCAAUGCAGAAUGCUAUGCUGAGCCAAUCUUAUAGUCUCUACGAGACCAUCAGUUUAAUUCGGCUAUUGGGGCGGAAAUGCCUCUAGUGGCUGUCUUCCUGGCAGUCAUUAGACUAGAGGCAUGUUAACCCUGCGAUGUAAACAUUGCCGUUCCUAUAGAAUCGUAAUGUUUUCAGUUGCAGGAUUACUCAGAAAGCAACAUGGCAAUCAGACCACUUCAUUGAGAUUAAGUUGUCUGGGUGUUUAUAGUGUCCCUUUAAAGUUUUGCAUCUUUGCAGUAAUUUCAAAAGCUGCUGCAUCUACAACCCAGCCCCAAUUUUGUCCAAGGUGCAUGUGCAGCAUCUGAAUACCACCUGCACUGCCAAAAAGUUUCUCUGGGAGAGCCAUGGUUGGAUUUACAGAUUGGCGAAUUGUAUAAAAUGUUCAUAGUCAACGCAUGUGUGUGAAUAGGGCUAACCUUGAGGCUGAUCGACAACUUCAAGGUCAGCUCUAUUCUGUAUGGAUCUAGUGUCCGUCCCCCCACGGCAGGAGUGCAUCUAACGAUGAGUUCAUGUUGUGCUGAAUGAGGACAGUUUCGUGCCGGACACCAGGGAACUAAAGUGGGACAGUGGAACAAGACCCUAAAAUAAGGUCCAACCCCUUAAAAAUCAGGGUUUUUGGGAGGCCUGUCUUGCACUUCAGUUCUAUUCAGGUCUUUGCGUGCUAGAUAGGAGUUUAUGGAAAAUGUUUAGACUUGGCCAGAAUUGGAUUGGUUGUAAGCGUUUGUCAAUGGUUUAGUAGACAAAGCCGGUAUGCAGUAAAAGGCUGAGUGGAAAUAGAGGCAAGGUGACCGGCAAAGAUGAGACAAAGACAUGGUCAAUGUAGCAAUAGGCCAAACAUCACAGUAUCAGAAACAGCGUUCAGGCCAAAGGUCAAAUACAUGGAAGGCAAUAUAUAUAUAUUUAUAUAUGAAGCAGGAGUAAAAAGGGUCAACUUGUAUGAACAAAGAGCACAGUAUUAGCGAGCAGGGAUGACUGGGAGAGCAAUCUAUUUGUAGGGAGGAGGAAGUAUAUCUCCCCUCCACCCCCCAUUACAUGCUCAAUUCAUCAACACACCCCCUCCAUCAGCAUCUCCCACCCUCCCUUUAAGAUGCACAUGGCUAGGAUUGCGCACCUAAGUAACAUGGCGGCACGAGGAUCAAGCCACAACUCUCAGAAUUGGAUUUCAACCGGGCCAGAGUGCUAGUCAUGGCAUCCUGCUGAAUGCCAUGCGAAUGUUUCCAGCCGUUGUAAGAAAAGACUGAGACCAAACAGAUGUUCUAUCAAAUUUCCCUACCCAUGAAAAUCCCCUACCCUCGUCACUUCUGGUUGAGGGGAAUCAGCUAGAUCCUGUGCUGCACAAGCCUGCUAGCACUCCAGCUGGGGAAGGGAAAUCUGAUAGAGGCUCUGAGCAUGUCCUGGGAACUCCUCAAUAUCAAGGUCCUGGAAUGUAAGUAAAGCUAGUUUUACACAUUCAUUAUAGUUAGUGCAUUCACUAAGCUCAGGACAUGGGACAUUUAGGGUUAAUGUUAGGGCUCAAAUUAGGGUUAGAUUUAGAGGGUUAGUUUAACACCAGCGACACUCCUCAGCCUGGCGUCUUGCAGAGAGAUAGAGGAGGGACACGAUGUGGGAGCACGAGGUGAUUGAAGAUCAGAGUGGGGACCGGACAGCUUUUCAAUUACUUCAUGGUCUGGGCAGCGUACACUGGGAGUUUGGCGCAAAUGCAAGAAGUUCAAAGUUUAACAAUUUUUGAAUAUUGGGUUUAAAAUUCAUUAUGUAUAAUCCAUUACAAUUGUUGUCAACCAUAGUCUAGGGUGCGUUGGCACUAUUCAUUUCAAAUGGAAAUUCAGAUGGUAUGAAACAUCAGGGAUGAGAAAAACUGCAAAUAUUCUUGACAUUGACAAUACAAGGAGUCCUUGGGUGCGUCUUCCUGCUUGUUAACCAAUGUCAAUUAUUCAACUCCACACUCUCUAUACAUAGACAGUGCAUCUAUCAUGAAAGAUAGCCAGCUAGUUUUCAAUCUCUAUUCUCUGUCCUUGGGUGAUUGAUAGCAGUUUUCCUUUGAGCAGGUUCCCCUGGUGUGUUGGGGUCUUUUAGGUUAUUCCCCGACUUCACCCUUUUAAAACAAAAGAAUGCCAUUAAAUUCACUGAUAAUCCAGCACCAAACAGUCUCCACUGGGAAAGCAAUAGGUAUCCUGCUAAGCAUGCAGGGGGUGUUUCAGCACUCAGCCAAGUGUAUACUUCUCACUGAAAAACAUUGACAUCUAUGCUUCUCUAUGUGAAGUAUUAACAUCAUUUGGUACUGUGUUAGGUACGUCAACUUUCCUUGUGUUUUAGUGCCCAUAUAUCUUGGAUUUAAUUAAUUCACCACUGUCUAUUCUUUUAUAUUUCUAUUUCAAACUAUUAGAAUUAGGACCUGCCUUCCUAUCAUCAUUCAGUCACUGUGCCAUUGCUCAUCUACCCUUUCUAUCUUUUUUUUUAAUCUCAGACCAAAAAUGCUUGAAUGUUGGUUGGUGAGUAAAGAUAAGAGACAUGGUCGUAUUAAACUACCACAUGCAGAGAAUCUAGUGAUUGGCCGUGGACCAGAGACCGAGAUAGUGGACAAGAAAUGCUCUAGACACCAAGGUAAAUUUUUAUAAUAAAUUUAAUUAUUUGGUUAUAAACUGUUGCAAUAUUGCUCCAGGUAUGGUUGUGGUCAGCUGUACACAAACAACAGACAGGUCAGCACUAAGUAACCAAAUGGUUGUGGUCAGGGCCUUCUCUCAAAGGUUUGUAGCAGAUUUUUCAGCAGACAAAACCUCUGCAAAAAUGUUUUUUAAAAUGUAUUCUUCUUUACACAGCAAAGGCAUUCAGUAAAAAUAAAGUCUAACUCCAAUUAUCCAGUUAUCUGGGAAUGGAUUUCAGUAGUGAUGGGCAAUUGCAUUUUUUUUUUUGUGUAAAAUACUUACACCAACUAAAAGUCCACUUUAAAUCGAAAUUCUGCAUUGCGACAUGUACAGUAUCCCAUUAAAAUCAUACAUUUUUAUCAAUUCAUAUGAAUUUAAAGGGACACUCUAAGCACGGAACCUUAGCUAAAUGAAGCAGAUUUAGUCUACAUGUCAUGCUCUGCAGCCUCACAUCUAAAUUCUCUACCAUAUGCAAGUUAAAUCACUUUGUUUAUGCAGACCUGGCCACACGUCCUCCCAAACGGUAGAGAAUUGAGCAGGGAGACUUCAGGGACCUAAUCUAUUCACCAAAGCCACUUCAUAAAGAUUAAGUGUUUUUGGUGCUUACAGUGUCCCUUUCACAUAUUUAUAACAUUGUAUUGCUGUUUUUAAUCAGUUUCUUUUUCAUAUUUUGUUUUAUCCUUAUCACCUUACAAAAAAAGUACAAAAAAUAUUUUUGAAUGUGAAAAAUUUGCUCUGUUACGAUUAGAUCACUGUUGUAAUGGGGAAGGUAGUAAAACAAAUCUCUCUUUGAUUUAAACAGUUCAAUUGACAGCAGAUUGUAACAAAGGAUAUGUGAAGGUCAAACAGGUAUGUGGCUGUAUUCGAAUAUUCUAAUUUAUUGUUUAUAUUAAAAGAAUUCCAAGGCACCUUGAUAACGACAGCUCGCUGUUUUAAGCUGUUAAACCAUUUUAGUACGCAUUGACUUCAUAUGUGGAGUCUGUUGGGUGCCGCUCCCUGCCUUCACUCCUUUACACAGAGAGCCAGGAGCACCCUGUCUGAGCUAAGCUCAGUGGCGCAGGACUAGGCUCACUGGCUGGGAGUGAUCAGCUGACACUCUCAGCUAAUCAGCUAGUCCUGCACAUCAGGGCGCAGCUCAGGAGACCAGGUAAUCGGCUAAUCCGUAUGUAGAUCCCUUGCUCACUGUUCCUAAAGGGGCAUCAGCAGCACCUUGCUGAUGAGGCCCAGCAAGACCGAAAAUAAUAUCUGGGGUUUCUGUAUCUCUUGAACAGAGAGAACUGGACAGAUCUGGACAACCCUUUUGAGAGGGAUCAGUCUGAUAAGCAAAUAAUUUAGGUUCUCUCUGUUAAGGCACAAGAUGAGCUAAAACCAGUUUCAGAACUGAGGACCCACCAAAGCUAACUGUGUUGUUGACAAUUCUCAGUAUUCGCUUGCGCCCUGUUUUGGUAAAUUUUAACAAAUAUAUCCAGUUUGUUUUCUAUAAGACACACAUCAUCUCCGCUUUCCUAUAACUCUCUUUAAUGUCAUUUUAUUCAUUGUGUCAUUUUCCUUUUAUUUCAGCACUAUAUUAUACCACCCUCUUAUAAUAUGUAGAUAUUGAAUAAUUCCUUUGAAAAGUGUCUAUCCCUCUGACAAUAGUGAGGAAUAAUUAGUGCCAUCUGGAUCAGAAGAAACAGUAAUUUGUGCUUCUUAAAAAUAAAAAAACUGAUGGUUGCUAGGAAGAAAGAACAUUUUCACAUAGCAACACAGAUUCUGACAUUCAUUAAAAGUAACUGAUGAUGCUUCACAAGUAACCCCAAAUCACUCGUUGUUCCUGACUGCCAUUGACCAAGUUGUAUUUUAUACUUGGCAUCUCAGCCUAUUCUAAGUAUUCUGAGUCUUGCAAUAUACACCCUCUCCUUGUAACACAUGGAUCUCGUUUAGGAUGGCAAACUGUAGUUGUCCACUUCCAGAGCUUUUUUUGAAGCUGUCUGUCAAGCAGAGUAGAUCCCUACUGCAAAUAAUGAUAUAAAAUGCCAUAAAAUAUGAAUAUUUGGGGGAUGUCACUGGAAGCAUCAGACAAUGGCUGUAAAAUGCUGAUAAAAUUAUCAGCCAAAAACGUUAUUAGCAUGCUUUAUUAAUUUAUUAAUACAAAAAACAGUACAAUAUAAAAUAAAAAGAUUUUAUUAACUUUUAAAGUCAAAAUUAAAACAUGAUCAUCAUUAUGGUGAAAGUCUAGUGUCGCUGCAUUUAUUAUAGCACUGUUUGUAAUGACCACCUAUGUUAUGGCACUGAGUACCCUGCUGUAUUGAUGUAGUGUAUCUGGGCAUUAAGGUUAGGGGCGGCUCUGGAUUAGAGGCCAGGGCUUCUAAAUCAUCUUACUGUUACUAAAAACUAAACACAACAACCUACUGUACUCCAAAAAGUGCAAAAUAAAUCAAUGCUUUUUCUUUUUUUUCCCUUCUUUUUAUUGAUAGUUUAUUUUGUCGUAGCUUGUCUGCCACUAACAUCCUGCUUCCCUUGUUGUAGAUAGGGUCUAACCCAACAAGCGUCGAUUCAGUUGACAUCGGUAAAAAUCAAGAAGUUAAGCUGAAGCCUGGAGAAACCUUGCAUAUGGUGAAUAACCUGUAUCCGUAUAUGGUUGAGUUUUUGGAAGGAACUAGUGCGGCAUUUCUGAAAAAAGGGGAAGAGAAAAAAAGUUGUAAUAAGAGGCCAUCUGAGAGCGGUGAUGGUCCGAAGAAAUGUGGGAGAAUGGACACAGAGACAAGUGUUUCCAGUUCUAAAACAAGUAAGAACACCGAGCCCACAACAUCUGAGAAGCCAAACCAUGUUCCCGAGGUAUGUAAAGGAAAGCUUGAGUUCUGUGUUGGUGGGAAAAAUGCUCUACACAUGAAAAAAUUUAUUUAUUUUUUAAUUUAAAAAUGUUUUUAUUUUUUUUAUUUUUUUUACCAUUACCAAAAAAAAAUUAUCCUAAUUAAUUUCCAAUCUACAAGAUAGUGUUUCAAAAUUGUGUUUAAGGCUUGUGUUGAUAGGUCUCCAUAUAGUAGUGUAACUGCCUCAACAUAUGGAAAAUGAGGAAUUGUGAGUAUUUUUUAUUUUUUGUUUAUUUUUGUGAUACGUGCCACCACUACCUUACAACCUUCAGUGGCUGAGCUGCAUUGGUCCCCAGUCUCUUGUCCGGUUGUACCUUCUGUUCUCAGACUGAGUCGCAGAAUAAAUAUUCAUAUAAUGCACUGUCUCCAUAAUAAUGUCACUACCUGUUUUAGUAGAUGUCGGCAAUGAUCAUAAAGUCUACCGUGCUCCCCCGUGUGUCUUCUACUUAGCACUGGAUGGUGUGGACCUCCAUUGAUUUCCCGGUACUUGCUUUACUCUUUCACUGCGAGAAUACAUCUGGCCUCUACUUCAGUAGAGUAUUUUUUUUUACAUUUUUAGCAAACUUGCAAAAAUUGCAGCUGGUAUGUCAAAGGUAUCCUAUCUUUGACCUGUAAUAUUCAGUUAUGGAGAAAAAAAGUGCAGUUAAUCCUGGACACUUGAUUAGCAGCACCAGUCUGCUACUUCGCCUCUUAAUUCCUAUGGAAGCAGUAAUGUUUUUCACAUGUGGCUUCCUAAUUUUUAGAUUUAUUUUUGUUAAAUAAAUCACGACACGGUGUAAUAUGUCAUGUGUUGUUGUUCAUCUGAGGUUAUAUUUACCUCAUUUUAAGACCUGCUAUGGAAAAGGCGAUUGUUAUUAUGUCCUGAUAUGUAAAACCUUAGAAUUCAGAGAGGGUGUACUUUCUUUUUCCCGUGACGGUAUCUAAUCCACAAUACCAAAGAAGUAUGGGCACUCACGGGUCUUGUUUGCAAAUCAAUAUUUACACUUUUAUUCUGUAUCACCAAUAAUGAGAAAUGUCAACAUUUUGGAACUCGCCAGGUCCUUUCUAUUCUCUUUCUCAUGACACAGGCAGCAUUCAUGCGCAUAUAAUCAACAGACAAGUGAGUUUACAAAAAACACAGUGAUGGCUAGUGAUCAUUAUCAAACAUCAAAAUAUAAAUUCUCAAAUUGUCAUUUGUACUGCUCAGGACCAUAACAAAAAGGCAGAAAUAUUGGAUAAGUAGGGAAAGGCUUGGUGUCGGUAGAGGCAGUAGUAGGGGGACACCCUAUAAUAAACCUGUCUGACACAGAUAAUAGAGUGUUGAAGGGGUUUAUAAACUCCGAGCUUGAUUUUAUCCAAUCUACUGUGUAUCGGAGUACCCAUGCAAGGCUAAAGAAUUUAAUACAGGGACCGUUUAGACCUCCCAAGCAAUGGGGUUGUUGCAACUUCAACAUCUUAUUCUGGGACGAUUACCUGUCAAGAUCAACUGGCAGACUUGGAAGGCAGUUUAGUAUUCUAUGUUUUUUUUUUGUUUUGUUUUUUUAAAUCUUUAUUUUUGUGUUGACAUAGAAGUAAACCAUCAGUACAGUAUACCAGAGCUUGCGCAGAAGCCAUAUUGAGGCAGGGUGUCUCUUAAGGUAUAUCAUAGUUUGGGUACAUUUUUCUUAACAUUCCUGCGGUGUUUCUUGAUACAGUACAGCGUCUUUUUAUGUAGUCAACAUUUUGUAUUGUUACAUAUAGUAUAAACAAUAAUCAAACAACAAACAAUAAAGUAACAUGUUAUAUAAUUAAAAAUGUUGUUCUCUAUGCGUUUAGAGGUGUAUUCGUUUUGCUCUUGCUGCUGUGAGUGGUUAGGUCUCGUUAUAUGGGAGGGCACCAUUGUUUGUGUGUUUGUAUACCCUUUGACUCUCCAGUUUACGUGUCCUAUUGUUCCCACAACUCCCAUGUCCUACUAAAGCUGGAGGUGGUGUUACGCACUUGUGCUGUGAGUUUGUCCAUAAGGUAAUUGUCCCUGAUUUUGGUGAUUACUAUAGACAUGUGUGGUAUUUCUGGGCUUGCCCAUUUUUGUGCCAGUGCUCUUCUUGCUGCUAAAUUUAUCAUGUUUAGUAGUUUUUGCUCAUAUCUGUUGAACCCCUCUUUGGGUCUGGAGAGGAGGCAACUCUAUAGGUCUCUGGAACACUUGGGUGCUUAUAGCUGUUACUCUUUCCCAGUAUUCCUUGACUUUUGGGCAGUGCUACCACAUAUGUAUAAAGCUCCCUUUGUUCCCGCAUAGAUGCCAGCAGGUGUCUGUGGGGCUCAAUUGCAUGUGAUAUUGUCUUACUGGCGUCAUAUACCACCUAAAUAGCAUCUUGUAACUGUUCCUGUUAUGUAACACACAUGGACAUUUUGGUGCAUGCUUCCCAUAUCUCCUGCCAGUCCAUCUCCUCAAGCGUCUCCCCCAGGUCUUCUUCCCAUUGCUCUGUAUAUCUAAGUGGUCCCCAUUCACCUGAUUCUGCACCAAUGUGCUGAUAUAGUAAUGUGAUCAACUUAGUCUGUGUCGACUCUUUGUAGCACAACCUCUCAAAGAAGGUCGUCGUUAGUUUUGCUGCAGUUCGUAAAGUGUAUUCUAUGGUUUUAAAACAAGGGGGAGGUAUUCUUUUUAAUAAGGUUUACUUAACUCAUAUAAGUGGGUGAGAACUUUACAUGAGUGAAGUUGUGACAUUGUUUUGCCGAUUGUAGGGUUGAAGUUUAAAGAGUACGGUAUAUCGUCAUGGAUACACAAAGGCUAUAUCAGUGCCGCACAGUACUUGAGCUUUGGUGAAGUUAACAGAAAAAUCCCUGGACUUAAAAUCCAUAAUGGUUUGUCUAAUACACUGCCAGGAGAUUACAGGGUCAGACACAUCGAAAAGUAUGUCGUCAUCAAAUGCUGUAAAUUUUUGGAGUCAUUCUACCCACACUGACUCUGUUCUGUUUAAGCCAUCAGGGGCAAAUGAGAACAAAAAUGUCUGUGCCCAGAUAUUUGGCACACUACAUAUCUCCACACACUCUUCCUGUAACCAACCUUCAUCAUCAGUUGCCUUUUAAGCUAUUAUAUUAUGCUACGAACAUCCAACAAACUGCCAGGACCUAGUAUAAAACAAGCAAAUAAACAUUAUGUAAUGUAUGCAAGUUUUUUUAAAUUAAUUUAUCUUUGUGUAUUUUCCUUAAAGGUUAAAAACCAAGGGCAUUGGAGUCAAGGGUUAAAGGUGUCCAUGCAGGAUCCAACAAUGCAGGUACUCCUUCAGUUUUGUAGAAAAUAUAUUAUUUGAGACAUAAAUUCUAAUUAUGAUGUUUGCGUUAGUUUUUUUUAAAUGUAUUUAUAGAAAUUGCAUAAGCUCUAUAUUUCAGUGGUAGAUAACAAUAUAGAGGAAUAGUUCGAGAAGGCAGAUAUUUAUGACAGGAGGGGAAAUAAAACAACAAAAUCAGAAAUAAGGCCUUUUUUUUUUUUUUUGAAAGGGGUAUGAAUAGAUUAUAUGGGUCUGUUGGCUUUUAUUUCUCAACUAAAUCUAUGUUUGUAUAUCUAAGUGAUUGCUAUAAAAUCUAAUAUGCUUAAAUAUUUUAUUUUGGAGGAUACAUUUCAGCAUUUAGUAUUUAUGUUUUUUGUUUUUAAAUACAUAGAUAUUUAGUUUUUGCCUAGAUCAGAUUGAAGUUUGUGUGAAUAUGUAUUAAAGGGACGAUAUAGUCUCCCAGACAGCUUUAUCUCAAUGAAGUGGUAUUGGUGCUAUGUUCCUCUCGUUGUAAUGAUGCAAUGUAAAAAACAUUGCCGUUCUGCAGGGACAUCAAUGUUUACAUUGCAGGGUUUAAAUGUCUUUAGUGGCUGACAAACUAACAGCCAUUAACAGCUCUUUCACGGAAAUAGCCGAGUAAAACUCAGCUAUUCUAAUCAUAUGGUCUCCAGGAGACCAUCGGGUUUGCGUAGCGCUGCGUUUUGCCAUGCAUGCGCACUAGCCUCCCAAUUUAAGAUAAGUAAAAUACCUUUUUAUCCCUUGUGGAUGGGGCAGGGGGUCAUCGAAACUACGAUUAGGACACUACACUGUUAGGAAUACACAUUUGUUUUCCCAUCCCCAUAGUGUUUCUUUAAGGCGUAGACUAUGCAAUGUGUGAGCAGAAUUGCCAAUUGGUAUAUACUUUAGAACAUGCGCAAGCUCCCUCCGUAAUGGUCUCCACAGUGGAUGUGAGCAGGUGUAAGUAGUAUGGUCGCUCAUGGCAAAUGGAGAGUUAAUGAAGGAGGAGUGAUUGGCAUUUAGACGAGUGGGUUCGGUUGAAUUUAAGGGGAGAUGGAAUGAGGGGACUUGGAGAAGAAGUGAUCAGAUUGCAUUAGUGGAGAUUGCAUUAGAUUUAAGGGCAGUAGCAAAGACAGGAAAAAAUAGGGUAAUUGUACAGAUAUGUAUUACGUGGAAGUCUAACUCGCCCGCCUCCCCCAGCAUGUUGGUCAGAAAAAAACAAACUGUCCCUCGCUAUACUGAUGAAGCAGGAAGGUGCAAUUCUAAAAUUAACCCCUUAAGGACACAACUUCUGGAAUAAAAUGGAAUCAUGACGGAAUAUUUCCGUCAUGUGUCCUUAAGGGAUUAAGCUAAUUACAGGUAUUUAAAAAUAGAUUUUCUAGAAUAUAUAUCUUUAAAUAGAAACAUUCCAAAUACAAGUUCUCUAGUCAUAUUGCUAUGUGAAGUAAACACUUUAAAAUCAGCUAUCUUGUUAUGUAAUUUCACUGGGCAUUGACAUUGACCUUAUCUCUGGGAACAGAGCAAUCACAUUGGAUGUUAUCACUCCAUACUACCAUAGACCUUGUAUUCCCUCUGAGCUACCCCAGAGAACGGCCUUGAACAUGUACCCAUUCGGUGCUAAUAUUUUAUUAUCUGUGACCUUUUACUUGGUGCUUACAAAGCUAGAGGUAACAUGAUACACGUAAUGAGCAUUUCAUUUUACCAGGCAAUUUGUGACCAGAGCCAACUGGGUUUUUCAAUAAACUCCAAAACAUCUCCAAUCUUACUACAGUCACAUCAUGGCUAUUUUAGCUUACAUUUUAGCAAUUUCUGCCUAAUCUUAACACCCAUGAGCCUCUUAUUAUUAUUAUUUUAUUAUUUGUAUAGCGCCAUCAGAUUCCGUAGCGCUGUACAAUGGGUGGACUAACAGACAUGUAAUUGUAACCAGACAACUGGACGUACAGGAAGAGAGGUGGAUGGCCCUGCUCAAUGAGCUUACGUGCUGGAGAGAGUGGGGUAUAGUGACACAAAGGGUAAAAAAGGUUAAAAUGUUAUCCCCACAGAAACAGUUCUGCUUUUCUUAAUAAGCAAAAGUUUACCAGCUGAUGUAGGUAGAAACAAAGUUUAUUUUUUGGGAGUGAUCAUUAUACUAUAAAUGACUGCUAUUGCACUUUUACAGUUUAAAAAAUAUAUAUUCCUUUAGCAUUGCUUGAUUAUGACUAUUUGUGUUUUUUUCUCUUAAUGUAGGUUUUCAAGGAUGAUAAAUUAGUGGUGAUUAAAGAUAAAUACCCAAAAGCUCGUCACCACUGGUUGGUCCUGCCGUGGGAAUCGAUAUCAAGCCUGAAGGCACUAAGGGUUGAGCACUUGGAGUUGCUGCAACACAUGCAUUCUGUAGGCGAGAAGAUGAUACAGGAGCACACAAAACUCUCUAACACCAAGUUCAGAUUAGGGUACCAUGCCAUUCCGAGCAUGAGGUGAGCAAUCAAGAUGUUCUCAGCACACAGAUUUAAAUGGACACUCCAGACCCUUAGAGUACUUUAGAUGCUAAAAAGCUUUCAAUGUGAAGAGGGUGUCCUCUUUUUUUUUUCAUUUAGCAAAAAGUACAGAUUUGAAUAGAAAUUGACACUUCUAUACAUUAUACGCGUUACACCCCCCUUGGCUUUCAAGCAGACAAGAGGUCCUGUUACUUCCUGAUUGUUUAGCUCAGUGGAGCUAAACUCAAGAGGCAGCAAUUGCUCAGAGCACCUGCCUUGCAAAGGCUUCUCAGUGAGCUACAUUGGGAGGUCUUUGAUUGGGCGGGGUUAGAAGGGGGGGAUUUACAAAGGUAGCAGAAAAGAGAACUGCAGAUUUUGCAAGUUGUUUUUAGCUAUACCCCCAAUAAAAAAAAUGCAUAAUUAAAUACGUUUAUGCUUUCACUUGGGGUAUAUCCAAACAGUGCUUUUUAUUUAAUUUGUUUUUGGGCAGUGGAGUGUCCCUUUAAGAUUAGAUCAGAUUAGAGACUGUAUAUGUGGAAUCCUAUAGGCUGGAGGGUUUGUCUGCAGUAUUCACUCAGCAUCUCAGUCGUAACCCAGCAGUUUUUAACCUGUUUUGCUUGGUACUCAAAUUAUAUUUGCAGCAUUAGUGUUGUACAAUUAGCUCAGUCACCCGUUUUUCUUCUAACCUGUAAAACUCCUGGCACUGGACACCUGUACUACACUGAAUUUAUUUAGAGAACAAAUAUGAGCCAACAAAUAUUUUCUCCAUUCCCUAACUGUGUUUAUUAAAACAGGAACAUUUUAAAACCGGAUAAUUCAUCUUUACCAUUUCAAUUUGUGUACUGCGAGUGCUAAAAUUAGAUUAGAUGUGAUAGAGCGUACAGAUCACUGAUCUUUUUGAUAAAUGUAGCAUAACUCAAGCAGUGGCACAUUACGUUCCAUUUGAUUAACUCUUCAGUCUGUGAAGGCUACACUUAAAGUGAAUGCUUUUAGAAUGAGUAUUGCCAGUAUUUAACUACAUAGACAUCUUGCCUGAGGGGACAGUGAGCAAUGAAACACUGUACCAGUUUCUGUGACACCUAUAUAGUUACAUAUGGAAGAAAAACUAUAUUUUUUCUUAAUCUCUGUCUAUAUGUUAGAAUGAAAAGCACACACAAGUACCUUUUAUAAUGUAUCAAAUUACUCCUACAGGGUUAUUCGCUAAAGUGAGAAUGUAAAGUGAAUUUCAAAUAUAAGACCUAAGUAGCCAAACUUAGAGAAUGUUUCCCGUUCAGCUAUUUUGACCUUAAAGUGAUACUCCAGGCACCAAAACAAUUUUAUCUAAAUGAAGUUGUUAUGGUACCAGAAGGCCCCGAGAAGCACACUUACUUCAAGGGGUUAAACCAGUCUCGAACAGUUUAAUCCCUAAGUUGCCUUCAGUGGCGUUGUCCACUCCCCACAGGCGGCAUCCGGCUUCAGCAAUUUCAGAUUCAGGAAGCGUGAAGUGCCAACGGGCAGAGGCACAGCUGAUUGGCUGAGAGCGGUUAGCUGACGCUUUCAGCGAAUCAGUGACUCCGCAUCACAAAACUGGCUUGGAAAGAAAUGUUCCUUUGUUGAAAUUAAAAACCAAAGUAAAAAGUUACUUGUGCACUAUCAUAGGGAUUUGGGAUAUUUUGUUGUAUGUAUUGGGGCUGAUGUGUACUGCAGUCAUUGCUGCCGGCCAGUAGUAGUGGGAGUUUGAGCACAGGGCUUGAUUUCGUAUGUUAAAACAUUUUUUUUCUUUAUUUAGUCACGUUCACCUACAUGUCAUCAGUCAAGACUUCGACUCACAGUGUCUUAAAAACAAAAAGCACUGGAACUCUUUCACCACAGAUUACUUUUUGCAGUCUGAAGGUAAGGAAAGGUUAUUGUACAAAAGAUGCAUCACAACUCUCAGCCAGCAACUGGCGGCCGUUUCUUAUCUAGAAUAUGCCGUUGCUGCCAUACCGCUCUGUGAUACAUUCAGCUCAUUUAACACUUAGCUGGGUUAAUCACAAAAAGUGAGAGAAUUGCUGGGAAUUCAAAGUGAAUCUUACAUUUAAGGCCAAAAAAGCCCAAUUGAAAACAGAAUUGACUUUUUUCAGGUUUGCCUAUUUUGGCCUAAACUUUAAAAUUCUCCUUAAAUUCACAGCAAUUUUUACUUUAGUGAUUAACCCUGUAGCUUUGUUACCAUCAAUCCUUGAUACAGACUUCUAGAAAAACGCUUUUCCUAUUGCUAAUCUUUCACAUUGAAUAAAUGACCAUUACCAUUGCAUGUAGUAUGUGCUCAUCUUGGAGUAAACAGAAGCAAUGACAUGUUCUAUUUUUGCCAGCAAGUUACCAUGAUAUUCUCCUUGUUGGCAGAUGUGAUUGAGAUGGUAAAGCUGAAUGGCAGAGUGACCGUGAAGAACGGGGUGUCCGAGCUCCUGAAAUCUCCUCUGCAAUGCCACGUGUGCAAGCAGCCGCAAUCGACCAUUCCUCAACUGAAAGAGCAUCUGAGGAAGCACUGGGCCCAAUAGCUAUGCAAACUCAAGGCUUGUAGGACACUCAGAGACUCGGUUAUUUAGCAAAGGUUUGUUUCAUCAGUUUUUAGGUUGUUGUCCAGUUAUUGUCCCAUUAAAAAAAGAAAAAAUGUUUCUUGUCUUAAUGUACUAGUGGGUAUUAAAUUCCUAUGAAAAUGUCAUGUCACAUAUUUGUAGGAACAAAACACGUUACAUUUGGGAACUAACUAAUAUAUGUUUUUUUGUUAUAAAUAAAACAAUGCAGCCCAUUUACCAAUUUGGUAUGUGUAUUAAUGUGGACAACAAUAAAUGGCACAGCAGCCCAAAUUGUGGGACAUACAUGUCCUGUCCUGCUAAAGAUUAGUGGGAGUUAUAUUUCCAGGCCUUAGCUAUAGCUGCCACCAUUCAUUAAGCCCUACUACCAUUUCUGACUUGCAGUGAGAGGGGGCGAUUAGGCAAAUUAAUUCUGUCUCUUCAGCUCCUCUUCUGGAAUGUCUAAUGGGAGAGGGGUAUUUUGGGGUUCUGUAGACAAUGUAACCUUCAGUCUUGCAGUUUGUGUCCUGGAAAACAUGGUGACAAUUUUUUGCCAACUCCCUCGUCCAUGGAACUAACACAAUCACUCUCCCACUACUCUUUCAUCCUGUUGUUAUUUACUUUUUCACACUAUCACUGCCCCUUCUCCACAACACCUCUUAGUCACUUUUAGGUUUUCACUGUCAUUGUCCAUCUUCAUUCCCCUUCUUGUCACAUGCCACUAGAAUUUAUGUUAUUUUAAAGUCCCUCAUAGUGUUUCUUUCCUUAUCCCCCAUGUCCAGUGGCUGGAGCACAGCAGUAGGUAGCUAUACAACUUCUAAACACAGGUGUGUUGUAUAGAGCUGAAACAUGUCUACAUCUGGCAAUGCAAGGCUUAGCUCAUUGGCUGAGAGUGAUCAGCUGACAUUCUCAGCCAAUGAGCUAACAAAUUCCUGCUUCGGAACUUCCAGCUCUCUGUCAUGAAUAGUGGAGGCGAUGAGUGGCGCAUGGAGGAUGACAGGUUAGACGUUUAAAUAAAACCCAUUCUAAAACAAUGGUAUAAGUAUGUUUAUUCAAUAUGCUAAGUUAAUCCGUACAACCGGUAAAAAUAUACAAAGUUUAUAUUAAUGCUGUGCAUUGAAUAAAGUACGCUUCAGUAAAAUUUAAUUUUUCUAUUACAAGCAAGAGCAUGAAUAUAAAUUUUAUAUAUAUAUAUAUAUAAAUAUAUAUUCAUUCAUUCCCUUGACGUUAAAGGGACACUAUAGUCACCAGAACAAUGUUGGAUAAAAGCUUAUUGCAUUUGUUCUGGUGAGUAGAAUCAUUACCUUCAGGUCUUUUGCUGUAAACACUGUAUUUUCAGAGAAAAUGCAGUGUUUACAUUACAGCCUAGUGAUAACUUCACUGGCCACUCCUCAGAUGGCUGUUAGAGAUCCUUCCUGGGUCAUGGCUGCCUAAAAUGCAUCCAAACAUUCAGUAUCUCCUCCUUCUGCAGGCAGACACUUAGCAGAUGCUGAUUGGCCAGGGCUGUGUUUGAAUCAUGCUGGCUCUGCCCCUUUGUCAGUCUCAGCCAAUCCUUUGGGGAAGCAUUGUGAUUGGAUCAGGAUCUGUGGUUUUGGAGCGGUUAUAAUCUUGCUUACCUGGUGUUCCUCACUCAAGAGCUGCCAUUUUCCUAGGAUUCAUGGUGUUUCAGUCCCAUAACACCCACACUGUGGGUCCUCUGCUGUGGUUGGCACUGCUUAGGGAAGUGUCCUCCUCAACCCUUAGCAACACUCACAUUCCCUCUUCACUGCCACCAUCAGAACGCCCCUUACUCCCAUUACAAGGGGGUGUAGCACAGUAACAGGAAAUUGUAAGGGUUCUCCUACUCUCCAUGUCACCCAAUUCUCAGGUUAAAAGUAGGAUUAAAUUGAAUGAUCUUUAUUUUGCUUUAAAGUAGUUUUUUAAUGAAAUCUUAUUUGUUCAUAGCCAUCCCUCGCAGGGGUUGAUAAUUUCCAGCGGUUUGCAAUGUAAGUAUAGAAAGAAUGUGGGACAAUCAGUCGCCCCACUCCCAGGCCUCCGUCAUAAAGUGUUGUGCUAGGGAACCACAAGCUUUUCCUAGUUUUCCGUGGGGGACCCCUUAUGUGUUAUUCCUUUGAGCUUUUGUUGUAUCGGGUGUUCGAAUGUCCCUAGUGGUGGUCAGGCAUCUAGGAGGGAGUUAGCGCCAGGAACACGGGUGCGGGGGAUCUGCCUUUGCUGGGGGUGGAAGGGUAGAGAAGAAUGGAAAGAUAUUUCGUAGUAGUGAUAGUAGAGUGGGGCAAAGAAGAGGGGAAAAAAAGGAUGGGGGGAAUGGGGAAGAGUGAGAGGAGAAGGGACGUGUCCACCCUCAGCCACCUCCCCAAGGGUCAGUGCAGCUAACUGAUCUGACGUCUCACCUGGUAUCUGCCUAACCAGAAGCUAGGUCUCUCCCGAGGUUAUCCGUAGACAUGUGAUCUUUAAUUUGAACCUAAGUAGUGUGGGUACACAGAUACACAUUUAAAGUAAAUUAUUUUUGUGCCUCCUCAUUUUUGCAUUAAAAACAAAGUCAAAAGAUGAAUAAACUCACCCAUAGUGUAACAAAAAAAGUAUUUUAAUAUACACCUAAAUAAGUAAAGCAAUGAAAUCUCUUCCAGUCAAAACAUAAAAAGGGUUAUUUAAAUAUAUCCAGCAUGCAUGCCAUCUUGCAGUGUGGGGAGUCCUCACUGGCUACGGUUAUAAUGUAUGCAGCACUGCAGGGGAUCAGUCUACCUCUCGUAUUGUACUUAAUGUCCCAUAGAACGAGGGGCAAGGUAAGUUGUCAUGUUACUGAAGAAGGCUCAGUUUCCACUGCACGUUUUUCAUAAGUUUUGGAGCAACAAACAGCUCAGCAUCUGCAACAAAAGAUGGAAAUAAGAAUUAAACGGACAAGUAAUUAUUACCAGAUCAUUUUAUUUCAUUAUAGGAAAAUAUAUUUAGUGGAUGGAAAACCACGAUUUGUUACUUGUAGAUUUAUUUUACCACAUGUCUGAUCACAGAGCUGUACUUUAAAGGUUUCCUUAAAAUGACAUAAACCUGUUUUACGUUCUAGAUAACGAUAUAUAAUCUAUGUCUUGAUGUGUAGAAACUGAUACUAUUGCUGUUCAGUUUAGAAUUUAGCCAAUGGUGUAGCUAUCGAAAUUCCAAAUAUGGUCACUAAAAUGAAUGCACUCCCAUCUGUUUCUUCUCAGAAUCUGAAGUGAUUCUGUAGUAAAAAUUAGUAGGAGGCAUUAAUUUGAAAUGAGAACCAAUUGUAGGUUGCCAGGGAUCCCAGAUACAUUUCUAUAUAUGUGAUUAUGUUGGAUAAAAGCGAUCUGCAUAUAUGUAUCUCAUCCUACCACUAUGCACUAUAAAACCUUCACCCCCAAUGUGUCAGAAUCCUUUCUGCCAAGCUCUUACCUUGUGUUGGAUUAUUUAUCUUCCCUUGUUGCUGGUAAGAAUUCAUAAUGCUGUUUGCAGUUGAAUGAGGUCCGAGCACCUAGAAAAUGACAGCAAAUGGAUUUCACCUCAUCAGCUCCUCGGUAUCAGUUUGUAAAGGAACACGUUCAUGAAAUACGGAUUAUGCUAUUUAAAGUGGCACUGCCUCUGAAAUUGUAUAUACGUUAAAGUGAAAGGCACUUUACAAUCCCUGUAAUUUCUAGCUUUCUCAGGGGUUUUGCUGCACUACCAGUGUUCUAAUUAUUAAUUUAUUAGUCUUACGUGGACAUUGCAUUCAGCUGUUGGCAGUUAUAGGGCAAAUAUUACUCUUAUAAAUCUUACAAAAAUUGGGACGUGCGAACUCUAAUAACACGUGCCAUCACUAUACAGAAAGCUUAGAAAUCUGCGAUAUAUUUGUAGAAAAUACAGAAGUCGGCAUUUGCCAGUGCAGUUCAGGAUGUUGAUGAACCCCGUAGGUUCAUACGGAUUUAAACAAAUGCAGUCAGUAUGGUUUAUAUACCUUUAUAAUAAUUAAACCACAUAAGUAUGUAAGCUUAAUGUAGCAGCUUUUGUGUAUAGAUCAUGCUCCUGUAGUCUCACUACUAAUUUAAGAGUUAAAUAUCUUUUCUCUGCCAUUUAGGAGUGAAAUCACUUUAGUUUCUGUUUAUACUAGCCACACAACACUAGCUCUGACUCUCUCACCCUGCAUGAAACUAAUGGUUUUAUUUUAGAUUAGAUGUAACGUGUAUUAGAAUUUAUCUCCUGCUCUGUAAAUUGAACUUAUAUCACACACAGGAGGCUCUAUAAGGCUAUUAACAGAGCAGUAGAUUAUAAAUUCUAGAUUAAACAGACUGGAACCUAAAAUAUCUAGGUGCUUUUUUUUCAGCAAGUGUUUUUUUUUUUUUUUAAGGAAGGCUGUGCAAGUCACAUACAGGGGGGUAUGACUAGGGCUGCAUAAACAAAGUUAUUUAACUCCUAAAUGGUAAAGAAUUGAGCAGCAAGACUGCAGGGGCAUGAUCUACACAGCCUCAUUAAGCUAAAGUUGUUCUUAUGCCAAUAGUGUCCGUUUAAUAUUAGUAAUGUACAUCCCAGUGGAGAUAAAUUAUAAACUUACCGGUGUUGCAGUGCUUGGCAGGAUACUCGAAGUCCAGAUUUCUGGAAUGGAUGACUCCAUGAGCUGUAGUAACUCAUCAUAUGUCUGCUGGAGCUCUCUCGACUGACCAUCAAAUUCAAAGAGAACAAGUACUUUCAACAGGCUGUGAAUCUCACCUAAUCAGAUAGACAACAUGAUAGAAUGGGAAAGGAUACACGGAGUUUAAUUUGCAAAGAUAAGCGGAUUAAUUUUUUAAAACUAUUUAUUUGAUAUUUCGGUUGAUAACAUUAUUGAGUCUUUCAUAAUGAUGUCAGUAUUUAUUUUACAAAUAAGCUGUAUAGGGGGUCUAAGGUGUGUGUUUUCAAACAAGAUGUAGAAAAGCAUACCUAAGCCAGGAAAUCGGAGAUAUAACACAACUAUUUAAUAUCACUUAAGCAGAAUGAAGCUUGAAUUAUAGGCCAGUGGAAAGUGGAGCAUGAAACUGCACUACGGUAGGAGGGGGACGAAAACUUGCCAAAGGUUCUUGGGAUUCUAUGAAGGAUCAAACUUGUUCAGGUCUCACUUCAGUGAAUAACCCUGUAUACGCACAGCCAUGAUUAAAGAAAACGGAAGAAAUUGAUAAACAAUGAACUUACCCAGUUACCCUAUAACUUAAUGCAUACAAGAUUCCAACCCGUAAAAUGCUAAACUAUUCCUUCUCUAAAUACAUCAAUAUACCCAUAAGCACUGUGGCCCAUCCAAGCCAUGGCCAUUGGCAGCUGAUCUCCUAUGCUGGAUAAAAGUAAAUUACUAUUCUAAUGAAGUGAUGAGCAGUAUAUAUUUUAAUUGUGUAUUUAGUAUAAUGCUAUCACUUACUUCUUAGUUUAUCGGUCGCACGGAUGUUCUCUCCCAAAGCUUCCAACAGAGCCACGUCUUCCAGAGGACUUCCUUCUUUUAGGCUGUGCUUCUUUCUCUCUGCUUUUCGGCGGUUCUUUGAUGACCUCCUGCAUAAGAAAAAAUUAGGAGGUUGCUAUUCCUCAAAAGCCCACACAGCACACAUAGAUAGGUUUAAGAUAAAAACUUAAGAAGAUUCUCUCAGCUAAUCCUAGUCCUCCCUUAGGUUUCAAGGGGUUUGCAGUGGACGUAUAUACACAAUAGUGCUGCUUACUUAAAGGGACACAACAGUCACCAAAACAACUUUAGCUUAAUUAAGCAGUUUUGGUGUGUAGAUCAUGCCACUGCAGUAUUCGCUUUGAUUAGAGAACCUCAGGAAACAAACUUACGAAGAGAUCCUUGAGUUGCUAUGGGAGUACUUUCCACUCAUAUCACUUGCAGUCAUGAUGCUACUGGUUUCAGAGAACAAGUCCGAGUCUGGCCCCUCAGUGACUUCCUCAUCUGGGACAAUAGAGGACAGAUUAAUCAGACACAAUGUACAUCAAAGAACAUAUCUAUGCUUUAUUUUUUGAGGGAAGUGCCAUCACCAAAGCGCAAUAAAGUUGACAAUAAAAAAGGAAGCUAUUCACUAUUAAAGGUAGAGAAAUCGGGAAGAGCUUAUACAUAUUGACCAUGCACAACUUGUAUUAACUGAACAUGUUCGGGAUUUUCCAGUUGUCGGAUCAUUAGACAAAAAGUGAUUGUCAAAGUGUUCAUCACGGCGAGGUUUGGGAAGCAAAGGUACACUAUACAUUUGUUCUAUAACUUUACAUUGUGACAGCUAAACAUGCAACACAGGAGGACAAAAUAGUAUCAAGGACUGAGCCAUAUGUUUUAGGAAAAGAGAAAUGGUUAAAGUGUAUGACUUGUUAAAGGAGAUAGCAUAAAGAUGGCUGUACUGGUAGGAUGAAAGACAUGUAACUGUGGGCAUUACGAUAUUAACUGUAGCCAAAAGUUAAUUGCUAUAUGAUGAUCGUAGCAAAUAGGCCAAAAAGUAUGAGCACCAUGGAAUGUUGUGCUUUAAGGAAUUCUGAGGAGUGAGAUCUCUGUUGUUGGGCAGUGGGGAGAAUCGAAGCUACAUUGGAUAUCGAAUGAAAAUCCCCUUUCUCUCUAAACUCAAUUCCAGGUCUUAAAAUAUCGAUAUUUCUACUUGCCGUGGCUGAAUUUUCAAUGGCCGGUGGAUGUUUUGAGUCCUUAU
Pelobates cultripes (western spadefoot toad) is the source of this 21730-nucleotide messenger RNA. The record is from the annotation of a GenBank genome assembly. NCBI's taxonomy places the organism in Eukaryota, Metazoa, Chordata, Amphibia, Anura, Pelobatidae.